AUGGCAGGCUCUCACUGCAGGCCAGAGCUUUUUCAGCUGCAGAAUAGCCCACAAACAGUUAAGGAGCGUGGCCAGUGGGCUAACAAAAAGGAGUUUAUUCUGACUGUGGCUGGUGCUAUUAUUGGACUUGGAAAUGUGUGGAGGUUUCCAUACCUCUGCUACAAGAAUGGUGGUGGUGCUUUCCUGAUUCCCUAUGCCCUGUUCCUCGGGACCUGUGGCAUCCCUUCCUUUGUCCUGGAGACAGCACUGGGUCAGUACACAAGUCAGGGGGGCAUCACAUGCUGGAGGAAGAUCUGCCCCUUGUUUGAAGGCAUGGGAUACGCCAGCCAAAUAAUAAUUUUUUAUGGAACUAUCAGCUACAUUGUGAUUCUAGCGUGGGCUUUUCUCUACUUUUUUUCUUCCUUCUCUGCCACGUUGCCAUGGGCAACAUGCAAUAACUCGUGGAACACAGAUGCUUGUGUGGUAUUAAACAACCAUAAUGCCACUGCUAACUGGACCUUGCCUUUGAAUGCCACAUCAUCUGUUAUAGAGUUUUGGCAACGACGGGUGCUGAAUAUUUCAAGUGGCAUAGAAGCGCUGGGAGGUAUACAAGGGGACCUUUCUCUGUGCCUGUUGCUGUCAUGGAUUAUCUGCUACUUCUGUGUUUGGAAGGGAGUAAAAUCCACUGGAAAGGCUGCCUACUUCACAGUCACGUUUCCCUACAUCAUGUUAGUGGUGCUGCUGAUCCGAGGACUGACCCUACCUGGAGCCUCACACGGCGUCCAUUUCUACAUAUACCCCAAUGCGUCACGGCUAGCUGAUCCACAGGUUUGGAUUGAUGCUGGGACCCAAAUAUUUUAUUCCUAUGCCAUAUGCUUGGGAUACCUUUCUACCCUUGGGAGCUAUAACAAGUACAACAACAACUGUUACAAAGACUCCUUCAUACUUUGCUUGAUGAAUAGCGGGACCAGCUUUGUAUCUGGCUUUGCCAUUUUCUCAAUUUUGGGCUAUAUGUCACAAAAACAAGGUGUCAACAUUUCUGCAGUUGCUGAGUCAGGUCCUGGCCUCGUGUUCAUUGUAUAUCCACAGGCAGUGACACUUCUCCCCUGGUCUCAGUUGUGGGCAGUAUGCUUCUUCACUAUGAUCAUCUUGCUAGGAAUAGACAGUCAGUUUGCUGGGCUUGAGAGCAUCAUGACUAAUAUAACAGAUGUUUGCUCGCCGGUCCGUAAAGGAUAUCGCAGAGAGCUUGUGCUGAUGCUUAUCUGUGCUGUGUGCUAUCUGCUUGGCCUGCUUAUGGUGUCUGAGGGUGGCUUAUACAUUCUCCAGCUCUUUGAUCACUAUGUGUGCAGUGGUCCCACUCUACUUCUGCUGUCAAUCAGCCAGUCAAUCAUUAUCGGAUGGAUAUAUGGUGCUGAGCGGUUCCGUGAGAACAUUGAGGACAUGAUUGGUUAUAAGCCUUCAUCACUGAUAAAGUACUGUUGGCUCUAUGCCACCCCUCUUAUUUGCACUGGAACGCUUGUAUUUUCAGUCCUGAGGUACAGCCCUCUGAAGUUCAACAACAAUUACCUGUAUCCUUGGUGGGCAUACUGGAUUGGCAGGUUUCUGGCCAUGUCGUCUCUUGUUAUGAUUCCAAUAACCAUGAUUUUCAAAUUGGCCCAAGGAAAAGGGAAUCUCUGGCAGCGCAUUAAGACAAGCUGUCAACCUGCAAAAGACCUUCCAAUGAUGGCAAGGGAAAUGGCACACCUAAAUGCCUUAACACAUGUCCCUAACAAUGGCAAUAUUCUCUGA
This is a messenger RNA of Myripristis murdjan (pinecone soldierfish), 1767 nucleotides long. Its product is annotated as sodium- and chloride-dependent GABA transporter 2-like. The transcript is spliced from 14 exons. Gene Ontology annotation, biological process: nitrogen compound transport; amino acid transport; sodium ion transmembrane transport. The record is from RefSeq and is a predicted model, not a curated record. The coding region runs from base 1 to 1767 and encodes 588 amino acids. NCBI's taxonomy places the organism in Eukaryota, Metazoa, Chordata, Actinopteri, Holocentriformes, Holocentridae. Gene Ontology annotation, cellular component: plasma membrane; cell projection. Gene Ontology annotation, molecular function: gamma-aminobutyric acid:sodium:chloride symporter activity.